Messenger RNA from Oreochromis niloticus (Nile tilapia), 3609 nucleotides. It is a transcript of the gene tlcd3bb, whose product is annotated as TLC domain containing 3Bb. Gene Ontology annotation, molecular function: sphingosine N-acyltransferase activity. The transcript has 7 exons. Gene Ontology annotation, biological process: ceramide biosynthetic process; lipid homeostasis. The coding region runs from base 970 to 1878 and encodes 302 amino acids. NCBI's taxonomy places the organism in Eukaryota, Metazoa, Chordata, Actinopteri, Cichliformes, Cichlidae. Gene Ontology annotation, cellular component: endoplasmic reticulum; membrane. The record is from RefSeq and is a predicted model, not a curated record.
ACAAUUUCUUCCUCUAUUCUAGACAUGUGUAAACUCCAAUCCGCUAGCCACGGUUAGCGCUUAACGGGGUCGGUUAGCUGCGCUGCUACUGCUAAGUGCUACAAACAAAUAACAAGCUAACGAAACAGUUUAACGGCACCGUGUCUUGUCCAUGAAUUAGCGAGAAAACACAGACGGGGACACACUUGACUAUUAGUACUCAUGUGGGGGUGCUAGUAUCUUUCUAACUGUUGUUGUGGAUUGAUGGAUGGUAUCGGUUGCCAAGCCAGUGGUGACUAAACUGCUACAGCUAGCGCUAGCUAGCGUUUGUACUCAUUGUUAGCGGGCGGUUGAGGGGUGCAGACAGUUGCUGUUGCCUGCCGCGGGAUGGCAUAUAAUGUUGGCUAUAUCGUUUUGUACACUGAGCAUACAUGCAUACUGGCUGACCCAGUUUUUGUCUUAUUAGGACUUGGGAGACGAAAACGACAAAGCCCGCUAACUCGCCUUGCCAUUCUGCCGCUAGUUAGCUUAACUAGCUGUUAAAUUUGGAGAGAAAACCUAAGUUCGCGUUUGCUCAGGAACAAGUAAAUUUGACACGUGGUCUCCUUGAGUCUGCAUCCCGUCAGAGCUUGGGCCAAUUUAAAAAUUAAAGGUUCACUGACUAGACUAGGCUGGGUCGCCAAUGUUGUCAGCAUAGCUUAUUUGUAUGUGAAUCCAAAGCGUAACCUGUAUCUGGUUAUCCAGACAGGUUAACCUCGGCUAGCGGAGCUGUGAGCAGCAGUAGCAUCACAUGCAAUGUCAAUAUUUUCGACGUUUGGGAUUUUAAAAAUAGCGCAAUGCGUAUUUUGCUAAUGGACUUCAACUUUUAAUGAGUCAGCUCCUCGACUAUGUGCAAACUGCAAAAACCGCAUGAGAGGGGAAAGAGCGACGGAUCUCAAGGACCAGAUUGCCUGCUGAACUUUUUGCCUCAACGACAGAUCGCCAGGGACCAUGCUGGCCAUCCUAGCUGCUGGCUCUAUUUUCUUUCCAGGCCUUUUCCUGCUGUCCAAACAAUGCCUGAAGACCAUUCCAGGACUGAGAUGGAGCGAAGGGGACGCAGUGAUUGUAUCAGCUAGGUUGGUGUCCUCAAUUCAGGCAGUCAUGGCUUCCUCAGCAGGCUACAUCAUUGCCUCUUCCUGUGAAGACAUCAUUGAGGACCAGCACUGGCUCACGAGCAGUUACAUCAUGUUCGCCGUUCCCUACUUUGUGUACGACAUCUACGCCAUGUUCAUGUGCUACUGGUACAAGCUCCGGGUCAAAGGGCACGAGGAGGCCUCGGCGGCACCCCAGCACAUGAGCUCGGCGCUGACCAGCUACUUGCGUCGCGAGUUCCUCAUGGUGCUGCACCAUGUUGUCAUGGUCACCGUCUGCUUCCCCGUCUCUGUGUUUUGGCGACAAGGAAAGGGCGAUUAUUUCCAGGGCAUAAUGUUCAUGGCUGAGCUCAGCACUCCGUCUGUCUGCUUAGGAAAAAUACUCAUCCAGUACAAACAGCAGCACACUCUCCUGCACAAAGUGAAUGGGGCUCUUAUGCUGAUCACUUUUUUCAUCUGUCGAGUCCUACUCUUCCCUUACCUCUACUACGUCUACGGAAGGUAUGCAUCCAUUCCCUUCCACAUGGUUCCGCUGACGGUGCCCUGGCACUGUAACCUCGGUGCUGCUCUGCUCAUGGCGCCCCAGCUCUACUGGUUCUCCCUCAUUUGCAGGGGCGCCCUGCGACUGUUCACGGGCACCUCCCGUUCGCAGAGGCCGCACCCGACCGCCGCCGCCGCUAAGGAGCUCCAGAGGGAUGGCAACGCUCUGCCCCAGCCCGCCAACGGCUACAGCACGCUCCCCACAGAGCCCGAGCUGGCCACGCACUGAGAGGAGCGCUGUGGAGGGGAGGCCGGGGGCGGGGGAGGGAAAGAAGGCGAAUGUACCAAUGAGUAUGUAAAGGAAGGAACGCUGCAAGGGGGAAAGCGAGACUUGAAACAAGCUGAGACGGUGGCCUCAGAUUGUGCUGAAGUGCUUGUAGCCAGCAAAACAGUUAAACGCUUCAGCGGCUAGCCUUCAAGUACUUCAGCCUCUUAGUUUGUAGGAAACAAAAAGGAAGUGUUGGCACGCUCAGUAUUUAAAAUGUCUUCGGGCACUGUGACAGACAGACAGGAACAUGCACUGACUAGAGAGGAAGUUGCCUGGAUGUACAGCAAGCAUAGGUGGCCGUUUCCCCUCACGUAGAUCAAAUUCAGUCCUCUCUGCCUCAUGGAAGAGCAGGAAAAUAGGAAUGUAUUAUAUUGUAUGUUAGUAUGUUUGCUGUAGAUGGAAGGCCUAAUUCAGUUUAGUAAUGAAGAAGACCUUCAAAAAAGAAAAAAAAAAUCCCAGCUAAACAGUAUUUUGACUUGUUAGUGUUUAUUAUCUGUAUCCUCUAUGUAGUCACUGUCACUCUAACAAAAAUGUAACCGACCUGCAGACUGACUCAUCUUUAGAACGGAGAUAAUCUCAUACGACUGUAUUCUGCUGCCUUAUCCCUCCCUCCUGCUCCUCCCCCCCGAUUCUUUGCUGUUUCUUUAUGUUUUUGUUUUUUUUAAAUAUUAUUAUUUUUUACUCUCGAGAAAGAAGGAAGAGGCUUUCCCUCGGACAGAAAAAUGUGAUGGUUGUACAUAGCAGAUGUUUUAAAAAAGAAGAAAAAAAAAAGUCAUUCCAUGUCAGUAUUAGGUCAGUGUUUAUUUAUUUUCUUAGGCUUUAUCCCAGUUCUGCAUCCGACAUUUUUGACAGUUCAACGUUAAGACGGAAACAUUUCACAGUCUUACAGCUUAGUGAACGCAAACUACCCUCAGAUAUUUCCACAGUGGUCCUUGUUUCAGUGUAGAUAAAGAUUGUGUAGAUUCCUUUUCAUCACUAUUUUUUUUUUUUUGCAUACAAGAUGGUUACUUUUAAUUGUUUGGUGUUGUACAACAGCACCAGUUACUUUGCAGGAAUAUUUCACAAAGGGAUCUGUGAUGUUUGAGUGUUUCUAGCUCUGUUGGGGGUGUCGUAAUGUCAAAGUUUGAAGGGGAACAACAAAGACAAGGAAGCACAUUUGUUACUUUUUUUUUUUCACUGUUAAGUCUGUGAGUUAAGCCUUUCAGCCCUGUAUGAAAUGUUCCAAUCAUUUGAGCCACUGGUUCUAUGAACCUUCUUUGAACAAACAAGCUUGUUUUGUAUGAUUUUAUGUUUGUUUUAAGUAGCUACACUUUUCUGGAAAUGGGUCAAGGAAACAAAACGGGAAAAAAACAAAACAAAACUCAGACAGCUUAAAAACCAUCAAAGACAGGGAAGUGUGUGCCAAAGCAUCUGGAGAGCCAUGGGCAUGUUGAACAAAGAAUAUCCAUUCCCCUGUUCCAUGACUUCAUAAGGUACUGCUUCUUGACAAUACUCAAAACAUUUCAACUGAUGUACUGUAUAUUCCACGAAAUGCUUGUUAUUUAUUUGUAAGUAUUUAUUAUUUAUUUAUUUAUUUGGUUUGUGGUUUUGAAUGCAUAUUUAUGCAUACAUAUUAUACUCUAUGCUUCUGAGCCUUAUGUGAAGGCUGUAUUGUUACUCAAUCUUAGCUAAAAUAUACUUCUCUGUCCUGAA